AUGGAAAUGUAUGCCAAUGGAUUAAUGGAGGAAAACGGUGGGACAGCUGUCACAGCAGUGGUAACACCUGCAACCACUGCAGCAACGCUAGAUCUUUCGGCGCAACAGAACAGUUUUAUUUUCGGAGUUACAGAUGAUAAAUCGGAAAGUCCACCGUCACUGAAGGAGGAUAAGAAUACAGGGGGUACUUCCACUGCGAAUAUAGCAGGAAAUGAAAUAAAUUCGGCGCGAUCGCCCAGCCCAUUACUUGAUGUUGGAGUAAUACCAAGUGUUGACAGUUCUCUUUGUCCGUAUUGUGGCAAGCAGUAUAGAAAGCCGCGAGUAUUGGAUUGUCUUCAUUCAAUGUGUGAAGACUGCAUAAUAGCCCAGCUGGAUGGACGGCGAGAGGGUGAAUCAGAGCGUGCAAGAACCGUACUUACAAUGGAUUUCGAACUGGAAAGCACGUGUGAAAUGAGGCCGACGCCACCGGGAGUCAUUAGAUGUCCGACAUGCCAUCAGGAAAGCCAUGUAGGAAAUGAUGUCCGAUUUGUGAAUCAUCUUUUGCUUGAUUUUGUUCGCUUGCAUGAAGUUGAUGGUAGCGUUGGAAAAGGUGCACGUAGCUGUCGUGCAUGUAAGAGUGAACAGCUUGCGAUGGCUGUUUGCAAACAGUGCGCAAGUGACUUAUGCAAGAAUUGUUAUCAAGCACAUCGUGACAUGAAAUUAUUCGAUGGACAUACGGUAUUAACGUACACGGAAUUGGCGCAGAAUCCAUCAGAAUUGCCUCGUGAUCCAGUUAUGUGUGUAUUGCAUCCGCAAAUGCCAUAUUCACUUCUCUGUGCCACUUGUGAAUCACCGAUUUGUGGACAAUGCCAUGCGGAGCAUGCGGACAUCAGACAUCAUAAUUUGGUAAAUAUCGAUGAAACAGUUGCUAAUUUGGUCAGACUUGAACUGAAGGAUAUUGCGAAUGGAGCGGAAGCCAAGUCAAAAACUGUAGAAGCCGCAUGUAAUUCUGUGCCAGCUCGCCAACGCGUUCUUACUGAGCAAUAUGAAGCAAUCAAAGCAGAAAUAGAUGAUACCUUCAGUGAUUAUCACAAGGCAUUGGAUGCAAUGAAGGAACAGUUGUUACAUAAACUGGAUAAAUCACGUGAUGACCAGGAAACCGAUCUGAAUAAUCUAAAUCGACGGGUUAAUGUCACCACUGUAAAAAUUGCUGAUGCUGUCGCUUUUACACAUCGGAUUGUGGAAAAGGGUUCUGCAGUAGAAGUUUUGGUGAGUCGAAAGAAAAUCCGUCAACAACUAACAGCUCUUACACGUAGUAUGCCUGAUAUGAGUAGUACAACGGAACUUACAUUCAGCAAGACUCCAUAUGUCCAGUUUUACAACAAAUUGAGCAGCAUUGUUGGUGAUAUCAACACACGUUUAGUGUCUGAUGUCGGAAAGGCAGAUGUGAUGAUAUCAUCACUAUUAUCUGACUCUAAUUCCGUGAAACAACUUAAUGCAAUACGCGCUUAUCCAUCGGAUAACUCACCAACGCAAACAUCAGCAUCUGGAAGUCUGUGUACAACACCUGCACCUAUUGGACAGUCUCGUGGCCCAGGAGCAAUUGGUAUGGAACGUCGCAAUAAGCCGACCACCACUUCAACAAGCAGCUCAGUUGUAGAUUUUACCGAUGGCUGGCCACCAUCUAGUAUACCGCCGGAGCCUAGCAGCCCUUCUCCAACUGUUGAUUUUCAGGGCAAGAAAAGUUCAUUAGAAAAUAGUGGUAUCUCGUCUUUUUAUAGUUGGCCACCGAGUUCAAAUCCACAAUCAGAAACACGUGUCACUGGACCAUCCGCACUACCUCUUCCACACGCCCCGGUUGCCAAUUUGGCUACCGGAAAACAGUUGCCCAUAACAACAAAUAAUUUUCUGAUGCCACGAGGAGUGAACUCAUGGGUGGCUCAAACCACUGCUUUAACUGGUGCAGCAGCAGCAACACAGUUGGCUAAUACUGCAUUCCCAAUUACAGCAGCUGCUGCUGCUGCUGCACGGCAACGCUUGGAACCAUUACUUGAUCCUGCAACCAUUCGUUUAAUUUCUCAACUGGAUACUGCAUCUUUUGCAUCGUUGCAAUCUGCAUUUGGUCAAACUAUUCCAGCACUCGGUCGUCAAUCGCAACUUGCAUCACCCUUGGAAGCAAUUCGACCCGUUGGAAUGGCUGGCAUUUUGGGUGAACAUCAUUAUGUGCCGCUAGGAAUACCGCCAGCCGUACGUUCAUCUGCAAAAAAUAACGCCAGUGCAUCAGAUUUGUCACUUCGAUGCUCGGUUGGAGGAGUGGGGUCGAACCCCGGGCAGUUUGGCUCACCACAUGGUUUCUGUCUUGGUCAUAAUGAAGAAAUUCUCGUCACAGAUACAAAUAAUCAUCGUAUACAAAUCUUUACGAAGAAAGGUGAAUUCAUAAUGCAUUUUGGAAUUGGUGGUUCAGAAGAUGGUCAUUUAUUUUAUCCAAAGAAGGUCGUAGCAUUCAGAUCUCGAAUAGGUGAAGGAGGUUACAUUAUUGUUGAUAAAGGCGAAAACAAGGCGCGGCUACAGUUAUUCUCAAAACGAGGCGACUUUAUUCGACGUCUCCAAACUCCUUAUCUCGAGUAUGUUUCGGCAUUAACGGUAAACGAAGCAUCACAUCUAGUAGUAUUCAGCAGCUCGGUAAUGAUGUUUAUUCUUGAUAUCGAUCUUUUGGAACCUCUGGUGCUUAAAUGGAAUGACUGUACUAAGGCAAUUGGUGAACCAUCCGAUGUGGCUGUUUUCCGUGAUAGAUACUAUGUCACCGAUUACAAGAAUCAUUGUGUAGUUGCACUGAAUAGCGAUGGUGAGGUGCUCUGUCGUUUCGGAUCCUUUGAGAGUACUCCAUAUCCGAUCGGUGUUGAUGUAUCAACAAAUGGUGAUGUGUUGGUAGCAGAUUCCCAUGGCAAUCAUUUUCAUAUUUACUGUUGCGCAACUGAUGGGCAGCGAUUACAGGAAUUCGAAUGUUCACAGCUGAAGGUUUCACGUUGUGUGGGACUUCGUCUAACGUCAGAAGGUUUUCUGAUCUCAGUAUCGAAGCACAACCAUACAUUACUUAUCUUCAGUACAGUGUUCGUGAACCCCCCAGCCCCUCUUUAA
This is a messenger RNA of Brugia malayi, 3117 nucleotides long. It is a transcript of the gene Bma-nhl-2, whose product is annotated as B-box zinc finger family protein. Gene Ontology annotation, molecular function: ubiquitin-protein transferase activity; protein binding; zinc ion binding. The record is from RefSeq and is a predicted model, not a curated record. Gene Ontology annotation, biological process: positive regulation of DNA-templated transcription. Lineage: Eukaryota; Metazoa; Nematoda; Chromadorea; Rhabditida; Onchocercidae. The transcript has 16 exons. Gene Ontology annotation, cellular component: chromatin; nucleoplasm. Bases 1 to 3117 code for a protein of 1038 amino acids.